AUUCUUUUUCCGGAAUUAAAAAAAACCACAUUUUGUUCUAGAGAGAGAGAAAAUCUUGGUUGAGAAGGAAGGAAAGAAGAGGUGUUGGUUUGUUUGAAUUGUGGCGACUGAUCACAUUGAAGAAGGAGAGGCGCGCAACGGCCGUCUCAAGGUGUUUUUGUCGUCGUUUUGGGCAAGUAUUGGUGGCGUUUUUGGUGGCUAUACCGACGAUCAUUUUGAUUCAGACAUGGCUUCCAGAGCUCUUGUUCCCGACCACCAACCCAGAGUUGGAGUAGUGAAGCAGAAGAAUGUGCAGCAGCAGCAAGUGGAAGGUAGAAAUCGGCGAGUUCUUGGAGAUAUCGGAAACCUCGUACCCGUUGAAGGGAAACAGCCCCAAAUUCAGAUCACUCGUCCUGUAACAAGGAGUUUUGGGGCUCAACUAUUGGCCAAUGCCCAAGCAGCAGCAGAGAAGAACUACUGCAAGAAGCCACUGGCAGAAAAUGUGAACCACUUAGUGAGAAAAGACAAUGCUGCUGCAAAAGCCAAACCGAUGCCUAAGAAGGAAUCUCUCGUCGCUAAGCCGAAAAACGAAGCGUUGGUUGUCGUUAGCACCGGCGAAGAAGAAAGAAAGCACAAGAGUGGAAGAAAGAAGUCCGGCAAAACCCUCACUGCCACCCUUACUGCUCGAAGCAAGGCUGCUUGUGGACUAGCCAAGAAGCCAAAGGCUCCAACGGUGGACAUCGAUUCAGCGGAUGCAGACAAUGAAUUGGCUGCAGUGGAGUAUGUUGAGGAUAUGUACAAUUUCUAUAAGCUGACAGAGGAAGAUGGGAGAGUCCAUGACUACAUUGAUUCACAGCCAGAAAUCAACUCCAAAAUGAGAGCAAUUCUAGUGGACUGGCUAAUCGAAGUCCACAAGAAAUUCGAACUGAUGCCCGAAAGUCUGUACCUCACAGUCAACAUAGUUGACCGAUUUCUUUCGAUCAAGACUGUUCCGAGAAGGGAACUUCAGUUGGUCGGGCUUAGCUCAAUGCUCAUUGCUUGCAAGUACGAGGAGAUUUGGGCACCGGAGGUCAGCGAUUUCAUCGCCAUAUCAGACAAUGCUUAUGUAAGAGAGCAAGUGCUUCUCAUGGAGAAAGCAAUUCUUGGAAAGCUCGAGUGGUACUUAACAGUUCCGACUCCUUACGUAUUUCUGAUUCGAUACAUUAAAGCUUCUGUUCCAGCUGAUAAGGAGAUGGAAAACAUGACGUAUUUCUUUGCUGAGCUUGGUUUGACAAAUUACUCGACAAUCGUAAACUACAGCCCUUCGAAGCUUUCAGCUUCUGCAGUAUACGCUGCUCGUUGCACUCUUCGUAGGAGCCCUUCUUGGACAGAUACUCUUGAGCAUCAUACUGGAUAUUCCGAGGAUCAAUUGAUGGAGUGUUCGAAGCUGUUGGUUAGUUUCCACUCAGGAGCAGCAGAAAACAAGCUGAAGGCAGUCUGCAGAAAAUACUCGAAUCCCGAAAGAAACGCCGUCUCUCUGUUUCCACCUGCUAAAACUCUUCUCUGAAGUUGUUAGAAUAGAAGUAGUAGUUGUUUUCAGUUUGUGAUCAUUUUGCUGUCAUGAUCUGUUUCGAUUUGUUCGUUUUUUUCCGUGUCGAUUUACUCCUAGUAAAAUCAUUAUGUAAGAAGAGCGACAACAUCAUUUUGUUGUUCGACAUAAGUUUUUUAAAGUAAUAACAGUUUCUUUUAUU
Erythranthe guttata (spotted monkey flower) is the source of this 1709-nucleotide messenger RNA. RefSeq names its product G2/mitotic-specific cyclin S13-7. NCBI's taxonomy places the organism in Eukaryota, Viridiplantae, Streptophyta, Magnoliopsida, Lamiales, Phrymaceae. The record is from RefSeq and is a predicted model, not a curated record. Gene Ontology annotation, biological process: mitotic cell cycle phase transition. Gene Ontology annotation, molecular function: cyclin-dependent protein serine/threonine kinase regulator activity.